Messenger RNA from Gymnodraco acuticeps, 1728 nucleotides. RefSeq names its product fibrinogen gamma chain (gene fgg). Gene Ontology annotation, cellular component: fibrinogen complex. The coding region runs from base 175 to 1473 and encodes 432 amino acids. The transcript is spliced from 9 exons. NCBI's taxonomy places the organism in Eukaryota, Metazoa, Chordata, Actinopteri, Perciformes, Bathydraconidae. The record is from RefSeq and is a predicted model, not a curated record. Gene Ontology annotation, biological process: protein polymerization; blood coagulation; platelet activation. Gene Ontology annotation, molecular function: signaling receptor binding.
AUCUGAGAAAUGUUUGAGUCAGAGAUUUGUCCCAACACAGUGAGUUGGUUGUUUGCAGAUGAACCUCUUAUCUAACAAUGACCUGAGGACCUUGUUCAGAUAAAUAUCCCACCGAGUCGAGCUGCUCUUCAUUCUUCCAAAAAGACCAGACCACAACUGGUGGCAAAAGGCAACAUGGCUCCAUCACUUGUUUUCACAGCAGGAGGUCUCCUGUUACUUUUCUCCUUCUCAUCAGCAGAAGUCAGAGGAGACAACCUUGCAUCAUGCAACAUGGAUAAUGACUUUGGAAAAUACUGUCCUACAACAUGUGGAGUGGCGGAUUACAUGCUGAGGUAUAUGCCGGAUGUGGACAAGGAUUUGGACAAUUUGCAAGAGACACUUGAAACAAUUGCCAAUGUGACCCAAGAGGCCAAAGAAACUGUUGUCUACAUGAAAGAUUCUACUAUGUCAGCUCAGAAGGCCACCCUGCCAGAUCCAUACUACAGAAAAUCAUCGAAUAUGCUGAAUGAUGUUGUUCAGUUUGAAAAGACCAUCAUCACACAGGAACAGCAAGUAUAUGAACUUCAGGAUUUAAUUUCAUCCAACGAGAAGAGAAUGUCAGACUUGAAACAGCUCUCCGUGCAGCUGCAGCAGAAAUGCGCUGAGCCCUGCAAAGACUCAGUUGAAAUCCAGCCCCUCACAGGAUCAGACUGCCAGGAUAUUGCUAACAAAGGUGCCACCACCAGUGGGCUUUAUUAUGUGAAGCCAGCUAAAGCCACUGAGCAGUUCCUGGUCUAUUGUGAGAUUGACAGCUUUGGACGUGGCUUCACAGUCAUACAGAGGAGACGCGAUGGCAGUGUGGACUUCCACAAGGACUGGGUCCAAUACAAGGAGGGCUUCGGAUAUCUCUCACCAGACGACACCACAGAGUUCUGGCUCGGUCUCGAGAAGAUGCAUCUUCUGACGGGCUCUACAACCAUGCCGACUGUGCUGAGGAUAGAGCUUGUUGACUGGGAAGGCAACACAAGGUAUGCCGAUUACACCACAUUCAGAGUUGGAACCGAGGGCGACAUGUACCGUCUUACAUACGGUUACUACUUAGCCGGUGAUGCUGGAGAUGCUUUCGAUGGCUUUGACUUUGGUGAUGAUGCCAGUGACAAGUUCUACACCUCUCACAAUGGCAUGCAGUUCAGUUCCUUCGACAAGGACAAUGACAAGUACGACGGCAACUGUGCUCAGCAGGACGGCUCCGGCUGGUGGAUGAACAGAUGUCAUGCUGCACAUUUGAACGGCAAAUACUACCAGGGUGGCAGGUACACAGAAAAGGAUGCAGGUGAAUUCGGCUACGACAACGGCAUUAUCUGGGUCACAUGGCACAACCGCUGGUACUCCCUGAAAGAGACCACCAUGAAGAUCAUUCCCCUCAGUCGCAUCACAGCAGAAGGUGGACAGCAGCAGAUUGGGGUGAAAAACUUUGGCGGGCUUGGAGUUUAAAAAGAAGACUAACAUGGUUGUGGUCUGUUUUUUGCUUUAGUUAUGGUGUUCAGCACCAAAUCACUCAAUUAAAUGCCUCCGCGGUAAAAAAUCUGACUUUAUGAUGUGUAAUGCAGAUGGGGAAAAAGCAUUUGGUAAAAACAAACACUAAAAUAAGAUGUAUCUGAAUUGACUCUGCAAAAGUUUAAAUAUGUUGUCAUAGUACAACAAAUAUACACCUGUAUGUAUAUAAAUAAAACCUUCCUUAAAUGUAAA